This is a messenger RNA of Heterobilharzia americana, 1434 nucleotides long. NCBI's taxonomy places the organism in Eukaryota, Metazoa, Platyhelminthes, Trematoda, Strigeidida, Schistosomatidae. The record is from the annotation of a GenBank genome assembly.
AUGUAUAAUUUAUUUUAUAGUCAGAAUACUACUUCUGCUACAAAAAUUUAUCAACAUUUGGGUUUUCCAAAAGGAAGAGAUGAUAUUAUAGAACAAGGUUAUAGACCAUGUGCUCUACAUAUAUGGGGUACUCAUAAUCUUAGUACACAGGAUAUCUUGUCUUGGUUAUCUGGUUACAAUCCGAAAAGUAUAGAAUGGAUAAAUGAUGCAUCAUGUAAUGUGGUGUUUGACGAUGAAAAUAGUGUUCUACGCGCAAUAUCUGAUUCAGCAGAACCAUUUGAUCGUCGAGUGGCACUAGCAGCAGCCGCUGCUCUUGCCUCACUUUUAGAGAAAGAUGAUGAAACUACUGAAUUAAAUUUAAGUAGUCAAUCAGAGAACUUAGAUGAAACUUGUAAUGACUACAAGUCUUUAACUGUAUCAAAUGAAACAUUGGAUUCUAUUGAACAGUUUUCACAACAUUUACCUCCAACUGGACGCUGGUAUAAAGCUUUAUCAGUUCCACCUCAAACAAUAUCACUUUUCUUAAGAUUUCCACAUAAAACAGAUGUAAAGUUGCCUGGUGCAGAACGUCGAAGUCUUUACUAUCGUCGUUUUGGUAAUCCUAAUUAUGGUGGAAUGACAGGUAUUUUAAGUCGUUCAUACAGACGACGUGUUCGUAUAUCUCGAAUAAAGUCAAGUAAUGAUCCAAAUGGUGAUUCUCGGCAUAUAGAAAGUUUAUCUGCACAAUUUGCUGAAAUGGUUGCCAAUGCUUAUGAUUAUCCUGAAGCAGUAGUUAGCCACAUAACUGGUAAAAAUAACUAUAAUAUAUGGAGUUCAAUUUCUCAAGGACCUGCACCUGAACGUCCACUGAUUGUUUAUGAUAAUCUCUACGAGGAAUCAGAGCAAAUAAGUUGUCCUACAGUAUCAUCUAAAUAUACUACAAAAUGUAAUACAAGACAACGUCGAAAUGCUAGUGAGUUUCCUUUGCCUAAAUUGACCAGGCAACCUCGUAAAUGGCCUCGUCGAGAUCGUGGUCCAGUACCAAAUCGUUGGGUAAUAAAUGAGAAUGAAGAUGAUGAUGAUAUAUUCGAGACUCCAGAACCUGGAACGAUUGUAGUUCUUGACCCACGAGAACCAUGGGGAAAUGCACUAUCUGGUGAUCCUAAGCCUGUUAUGUAUCCAAGUAGUCGUAAUUAUAUCAGAUCAACUAACCGUCAUUAUCCACGUGAAAUUGCAACUGUCACUUUGAUGCCUGACUCUGAUAUUGACAAUGAAACGGAUCCAAUCGAAGCAGAAAAUGCUUUCAGAACCAAACGUUUAUUGGCUUCAAUGAGUAUGGUAGCGGAUAUGGAAUCUCAUCCAGCAAAAUCACGAUCUGUUUCAGAACGUCUUGGUAUACCUGGAAAUCGUCCAAUCAAAUCACAUAAACCAAACGUCUGGCAGCGUUUAGGCUAA